Molecule: messenger RNA, 1873 nt
Organism: Stegastes partitus (bicolor damselfish)
Lineage: Eukaryota; Metazoa; Chordata; Actinopteri; Pomacentridae
Gene: admb
Product: adrenomedullin b
Exons: 4
Coding region: 125-634 (169 amino acids)
Biological process (GO): adrenomedullin receptor signaling pathway; adenylate cyclase-activating G protein-coupled receptor signaling pathway; positive regulation of heart rate
Cellular component (GO): extracellular region
Molecular function (GO): adrenomedullin receptor binding; hormone activity
Source: RefSeq, a predicted model, not a curated record
CAACUCAUGGUAAAGUCUUUACAGCUUUGGAAAAAAAAUUGUUAAACGGUACACAACACACUUGGAUAUACACCACAAGUUCUAUACAUCAGGUUACAAGCUAGAGCCUGAGCUCCCGGCCAAAAUGAGAUUAUCGCUGCACACUGUCAUCUGCUGCUGUGUUUUUACCACGGUCUUGCCACUGGUGAAAGGUGCCACAGGAGAACCCAGCACCAGCCUGAAAAAAAGGUUUAGAGUGUGGUUGCAGAGCCACAUGAAGAGAGACCUGCGCAACAGCUUAGUGACAGCCAAUGAGCAAGACUCAGACAUCCAUGUUGGACCACGGCAGGACAGACAUGCAAAAGCUCUCUCUCCUCCAUCAAGCUUUGGGGUAAAUAUACGACCCAAAAGAUCAUCUGGCUGCCUCCUCGUCACAUGUUUAUACCAUGACCUGGUCGACCAACUGAACAAGAUGACUGACAAGCGAAAAGAGACCAAAGCGCCUGAGAAAAAGAUAGGCUCGAAGGGCUACGGACGCCGCCGGCGCUCACUCUUGGAUGCCGCUCAGCUUGCCUUCCAGACAGGAAGACAAAGACAGAGCACUAAAGCUGGUCGGCGAAUCAGCAGAAACAAAAGCACAAGCACAGUGGCCUAAGACAGGCAUGGAAAGACAAAAGGAGAAUCUUCGUUAGCGUUAUUUGCUCAUGGCAGAUGAAGAUAAGUCCCCAGUUUUACAACUACAUAUAAUAAAAGAAGGGCUACUACAUCUGUACGGCCCUUCAGAGGAAGCUCAGGUCACUCUGGAUGAAAUCAAGAUUCAAAUAAUACACACUGAGACUCUUGCUUGCACAUGCUUAACUGCAGGUUUCAGUGUAUCUUGAACAAGUGUGAUUUAUGAAUGAAUUCAAGUCAGACCUGUGAGACUUGACGAGAAUGUCUGCCUCUUCUUCAGCUUCCAAAGUGAGCUUGGCAGCUGAGACAGAAGACGGUUCCUGAGGACCUUCUCUGAAAUAUCCAUGUACUGAGCAGGAACCAGUUCUGCAACAGGGGAGCCUUUUCUCUUCUCAAGAAACUGACAGUACUCGAUCCCCAAACUGUUGAAUACAGGAUCCUCUCACAAGUGAACCCAAUGUGGUGAACUGCUUGAUAGGUGCAAUUUAUACAAUAUGUGCUAGCUUAUGCAUAGUUAAAACUAUAUCACUGUCAGCUUAUAUGUAAAAAUAUAUAGGGAUACCUUAUAUUUAAGCACAAGGUAUAUGUAUAAUUUUAUACAACAAAAAUAUACACAAAACAUCUCUUUUCGUAUUUUAACUUAAGUGAAGUAUUUGAACUGUGCAAAAAACAAGUGUUGUCCUGUAUUCUUUAUGUGCAUUAAGUAUCUAAUCACUGAGUUACACUAAUUGCCUUGACAUUAUUGUAUUGAUUAAACAUGUAUGUAUGUACUGGAACCUAAUACUAGAGAUGUGUUACAUACAUGUGUUUGGACAGAGAAAGCCAUGCCACCUAAUAACAAAGGGUUCAUCUGGUUUGUGGCCAAACUUUGAUACCAUGAUGGAGAGCCUCUUGUUGCUGUGACACAGAGGGACUGAUGAGCUAAUGAAAGUGUUGUGCUGCCAUCUAGCUUUACCGUUGGCCACAUGUAACAGAUGCAGGCCAAGGUGUCUCAAAAUCAAAGCACUUACUUUGGUUGUUUGAAAUGUUACAUCUUUAAAGCUUUAACGUUGACAUUUAUUUACUUCCAUAUUUGUUAUGAAUUCUGACCUACUUACAAUUCAGCUGAAAUUACUUGAAUUACUAAACCUGAUUUAUGUCUUGUGGAAAAUGCCAGGAACUGUAAUCACUUUUAGCUGAAUGUUGUCUUUUUUCAGAAUUAAAUGAACAAAUGAAACCUGAA